AUGGCACCUGCAGGCAGGAGUGUUGUUGUGGUAGCGCUCUCGUUGCUAUACUUGUCACGAGCAAUAAUUUCUACUGAAUAUUUCUCGACACUCACUUUCUUUAACAGCGAACUUCACAAACAUGGAUGUAGCUCGCCCUCUGAAUGGGAGGACUACGCCGCCGACUGUGAGUCCUCUAUCCUUCAGUUAGAAGACCCAGAGUGUGAAGAAGGGUCAAACCCGCCUUGUGAGUCAGUCUUCUCCCUCAAUGCGGAGAAAAUUCUGAACCAGGCAAAGUUGUUUGUUGAGCAGAAGAGAUUUCCUUUUGCUGUAGACAACAGCAACACCAACGAAGAACUUGCCAUAGGCUAUGUUCUUAUUGGGAAUGGGCUGUAUGAUGAAGCCAUCAAACAUUUCUCCCUCUUACUACAGGGGGACCCUGAGCUCAUCAGUGCUAUCUACGGUAGAGGCAUAGCCUAUGGGAAGAAAAGUUUGCAGGACAUAAAGAACGCUGACUUGGCUCUGUAUGAGCUGAGUAGGGUUAUAGCGUUGGAACCAAAUCGUCCUGAAGUGUAUGAGCAGAGGGCAGAGAUUCUGUCCCCGUUGGGUCGAAUCAGUGAAGCUUUGACGGACCUUUCCAAAGCCAUUCAGCUCCAGCCUUCUGCCCGCCUCUACAGACACAGAGGGACGCUUCUCUUCAUCUCAGAGGACUAUGUCGCUGCGAUGGAGGACUUCCAGCAGUCUCUGGAGCUGAAGAAGAACCAGCCAAUCGCCAUGCUCUAUAAAGGCCUUACCUUCUUCCAUAGAGGAAUGCUCAAGGAAGCCAUUGAGACUUUUAAAGAGGCCCUAAAAUUGAAGUCUGAUUUUAUAGACGCAUAUAAAAGCCUGGGACAGGCCUAUAGAGAGCUGGGAGACUUUGAGUCAGCGAUGGAAAGCUUCCAGAAGGCCCUGAUGUUGAAUCAAAACCACAUCCAGUCACUGCAGCUCAGAGGAAUGAUGCUCUACCACCAUGGAAACCUGCAAGAGGCCAUUGGAAACUUUAAGCGAUGUCUCCAGCUGGAACCCUAUAACGAAGUGUGUCAGUACAUGAAGGGCCUGAGUCACGUGGCCAUGGGGCAGUUUUACGAGGGAAUUAAAGCCCAGACUAAAGUUAUGCUUAACGACCCUCUCCUGGGCCAGAAGGCCAGCUCUGAAUUCCUCAAAGUUAAAUACCUCAGAGAAUACUCGCGUUAUUUGCACUCACACUUGGACAUACCUGUAGCAGAAUAUAAUGUGGAUCAAGAUCUUCCAGGGAACUUUAAGAACCACUGGGCCAAGAAUCUGCCCUUCCUCAUUGAGGAUUACGAGGAACAGCCAGGCCUGCAGCCUCACAUCAAGGAUGUUCUUCCGCAGAACUAUGAGAGUUACAGUGCUGACGUGCAGAGGCUGAUCUGUACGGCUGAUGUACUGGGUGCUUUGAUGCAGUAUGACACAGCAGGCUUCCUGCCCAACCUGCGAAUACACAGAGCCAUGGGGCUGGCCACACUGGAGGUCAUGCAGGGUUUACAAAAGACGUGGACAAACUCAAAGGUCCGCGUGAACGGCAAAACCAGACAGCUUCAGUGGAGAGACAUGUUUGAUAUAGCUGUCAAAUGGAGGAGGAUUGCAGAUCCAGAUCAGCCUGUCCUGUGGCUUGAUCAGAUGCCAGCCAGAAGUCGAACUAGAGGAUUCAACAACCAUAUUAACCUAAUAAGGGGGCAGAUCAUCAACAUCAGAUAUCUGGAAUACUUUGACAGCAUCCUCAGCUUUGUCAAAGACAGAAUACUAGUUUACCACGGGGCGUACAACCCCAGAGGAGUGCAGGAGGUGAAGGAGGCGCUGGACAAUGUGAAGAAAGUGGAGGACCUCCUCCCCAUAAUGAAGCAGUUCAACAGUAAAACACGUGAUGGUUUCACAGUAAACUCUAAAGUGCCCAGCUUAAAGGAUCCUGGGAAGGAAUACGAUGGCUUCACCAUAACUAUCACCGGAGACAGAGUGGGUAACAUGCUGUUUUCCGUGGAGACACAGACGACAGAAGAGCGCACUCAGCAGUACCAGUCAGAGAUAGAAGCUCUUUACAAAGACCUGACUGUCAAGGGGAAAGCCCUAAUGCUCUCAUCUGAACUGGGAGAUGCAGACACAGUGUGUAAUUUAAUCCUGUCUCUGGUCUACUACUUCUGUAACCUCAUGCCCCUCUCUAGAGGGUCCAGUGUUGUGGCUUACUCUGUCGUCAUGGGCGCAGUGAUGGCCAGUGGUAAAGAGGUUAUGGGUAAAAUCCCGCCAGGGAAGCUGGUUGAUUUUGAAGCCAUGACAACCUCAAGUCCUGAUCGCUUCAGUAAGACAGCCAAGAACUGGAUGAACUUCAAGAGCCUACCAGGCUGGUACCAGAGUCUUCCGUCUGUAGCAGAAACAUUUCCCACAACCAGAACCAUGAUCGAGGUUCUGAACACAGACACCUCCUCACAUUGUCCCAUGAAGUCCUAAUGGGUUCUGAACGGGUCCUGAUCGGUGCUCUCCAAAAGAACAAAAAGGAUGUUUCUCUGGUUUUACCAUCUCUACUCACAGUCACCUGUCUCACCCCUCUCUUUGACUCGCAACUUUUAGAAACAGGAUUUCUUUACUGAUCUCUUUUAACAAGGAUAUUUUACUUUACUUGGCUAUAGAGCAUCUCUUCAACAAGUGAACUCACAUGAUUUUUCUUUUCCAUUUCCAAAAUACCACUAGGGAUUGGAUUAGAAUCAGACAUUUUAUGUAUUUGGACAGUUCUAUUGAUUCUUCUGGCCGUUUCUGAAUCUCCUCCUAAAACAAGAACAAGUGACUACUUCUGGAACUAAAUCAGUACAGACAUGUAACAGGGAUCCAGAGCUGGGGUUUUUUUGUUUUGUUUUUUAGUCUGUAUUCUUGCUCGUUUAAGCAGAGACAGUGAAGCAGGGGACUGUAGACUGGCAGCAGAUGUGGUAAACUUUGGGAUAUCAAGAAUAAAAUCCUUCAGGGUUGUUAAGUUCCAUUCUUAAUACUUGAAAAAAAAAACUCUUUAAAGUCUUCACAAAAAUGUUUGGAAAGAAAUUACACCAAUAAUGUUGUCUUUAAUUGAUCACUUUUUGUCAUUUUGUUAUAAGAACAAACAGGCAUGAAGUGAGCACUGUUUUGAUUUCUUGAAAUGUAUUAAUUUUGUUUUAGUUUUUAUUUUUUCCCCAUCUCACUAAGUCUGAAUGAUUCAGUUAACUGAUAGAUUUAUGUUCAGAAGUUGUUUAAGGACUGCCGAUCUGAUUUUUAUAAUGGCUGCUACUGAAUGGCCUGAAAAUGUGAAAUUCAGUUGUGUUGAUUUCAGUUGUUAACUUCUCACUGUACUGUGGCUUGAAAGAGCAACAUAUGCGUCAAAUGAAUGUUUUAUUUUUCAUUGUUUUUCUCACAUUUGAGGUGAAACUCAGAACAUUCAAUGUUUUCUUACCAAAAUCCUUUUGGAGGAACUGUUUUUGAAUUCCGUUUAAGUUUUUUCUCAGCUGACAGUCACGUAUGAGGAGAAAUUAUUUGUUUUUUUCAUUCCUGCAUUGAGUGAGUUUUUAAAGAGCAGUGAGUAAUAUGCCUUUUUCAGGAGGUAAAGAAGGGGAAUUUUAUACAAAUCUCAAAGUUUUAAACUUGAAGGAUGAAAAUCUGUGAGUCUUAA
Chanos chanos (milkfish) is the source of this 3664-nucleotide messenger RNA. It is a transcript of the gene ttc13, whose product is annotated as tetratricopeptide repeat domain 13. Lineage: Eukaryota; Metazoa; Chordata; Actinopteri; Gonorynchiformes; Chanidae. The transcript has 23 exons. Gene Ontology annotation, molecular function: protein binding. The record is from RefSeq and is a predicted model, not a curated record. Bases 1 to 2481 code for a protein of 826 amino acids.